CUGGCUUAACAGUUUUACCGUUAGCAGCACUGCCAAAGAUCGCUUUGCAGCACUGUCGCAGCUGGGGGUACAAAAAAUAACGGGAGUAAGAUGAUUUUGCGUUCGUGGGAUCGGGUUAAACCUCAUUCCAUUUCGGAUUUCGCAUGUUUCCUCCUGGUGGCUGUCUUUGUGCCCGUGACGUACAUCUUCCAGGUGACCGUUGUCAUGCCGGAACUGUUUGCCAUCGGUGGCGUUUGGUACACGUUAUUCUGGUUGGCCAGCCUGUUCUUGAUCUUCAACAUCACCUCCAACAUGCUGGCCUGCAUGCUUGUGGACACUAGUAUCCGCAAGGAGCUCCUGAAGCCACCGAUGGAUGCCGAGCAGCUGGCCCGUUGGCACUCUUGCCACGAUUGCCAAACACUGGUGCCGCCUCGAUCCUGGCACUGCGAAGUGUGCAACGUGUGCGUGCUGAAGCGGGACCAUCACUGCCGUUUCACUUGCUGCUGCAUCGGACACCACAACUACAGGUACUUUUUCUACUACCUGGUGUACAUGAUUAUCGGAUCCUUGGCGGCCGCCAUUAUGGAGAGCAUCUAUCUGUGGCAUCUUCAUCUGGACAUCUACUGGCGCUGGUCCACGCUGUUCACCAUCUUUGCUCCUGUGGUCAGCGUGAUGCUGUCGCCAAGCUGGGAGGCCUUCUACUUGGUCAUAUAUGAUCUCACCCUUCUGGGCUUCGGCAUAUCAUCCCUGCUCCUUGUCUUCCACUGGUCGAUAUUCAAGAGCGGUUCGGUGACAAGGGAGCGCGGCACAAGAAAAUACGAUCGCGGCUUGCGGGGUAACCUGGAGAUGGUUCUGGGCAGGCGAAUGCAUCUCACCUGGCUGUCGCCGUUUCUACGCAGUGAUCUGCCCCACGACGGGGUGAACUGGGUUCCCAUAGCCGCCUUUUCUCCAAAGGAGGAAUAGCUCUGCAUUGUCUUACUCCAUUUUGACAUUCAUUAGAGGCAUUUCCUUAUAUUUACGCAUAACAUAUUAUAUUAUUCAGUAUUGUUUAUUUUAAGACUCAAUAUUUAACAUUUGAAUCUGAAUUGGUAUCCAAAUUCUUUGUGUAUAUCAUACAUUUGGUACUAGUCAAUAAUUGGUAAUAUUAUUCUCAGUUUGACCUAGAGAAAUUAAUUCUUAGUGUCUACAAAUCUCACUUUGAUCAGCUGACAUGUGAAAAUAGUACAAACCCCCUUUAUUAACAUACGAAUAAGCUUUAUAAAAUAUUUAGAAUACUGUGUAUUCAGUAACGUCUAUUGUAUGUGUAGAGAAUUAAAUUAUUUUGUUUAAUGAA
This is a messenger RNA of Drosophila erecta, 1312 nucleotides long. RefSeq names its product probable palmitoyltransferase ZDHHC24. Bases 91 to 942 code for a protein of 283 amino acids. Gene Ontology annotation, cellular component: endoplasmic reticulum; Golgi apparatus. NCBI's taxonomy places the organism in Eukaryota, Metazoa, Arthropoda, Insecta, Diptera, Drosophilidae. The transcript has 2 exons. Gene Ontology annotation, molecular function: protein-cysteine S-palmitoyltransferase activity. Gene Ontology annotation, biological process: peptidyl-L-cysteine S-palmitoylation; protein targeting to membrane. The record is from RefSeq and is a predicted model, not a curated record.